This is a messenger RNA of Alternaria rosae, 1382 nucleotides long. RefSeq lists its product as uncharacterized. The record is from RefSeq and is a predicted model, not a curated record. The transcript is spliced from 3 exons. Lineage: Eukaryota; Fungi; Ascomycota; Dothideomycetes; Pleosporales; Pleosporaceae. The coding region runs from base 8 to 1180 and encodes 390 amino acids.
GGGGAGGAUGCGGCGCGGGCGCAGGUACCUUGCAGUAGCGCUGGCCGUGCUCAGGGCAGCCCAGCUGUCACGCUUAGCCCCGCUCACCCCACCAACCUCAUCGAACUGGUGCUCAGCACGAGGUCACGCGUCUCUGGUGACUUCAUCCUAUGCCUGCGCCUCAUCCUUAGGGACGGCACAUCACACCACCACCCAAGCGGUCCUAAGUACCAUGGCGCCCGAUCUGAACACCUUGCCCGCGUCUCCCCAUGUAUCUCCCUCACCCCGCAACCAGUCACCCACAAACUCACGCACCAUGGCUACUUCACCGCACUCUCUUGCUGCCACUGCCGCUAUGAAUGCAGGUAUUCACAACGAAGAGACGCGCCGACCUUCUUCUGGUAGCAUGCGCAGGGAUGUCGAGCGUGCGCGUCGCCGGUCAAGCAUUCGCAUGAACCUCAACUUGAACGACCCAGCUAUCCCGGCACCUGGAGAAAUGCAGCAGAGCCCAUCCUCCCGUAGCAGGGGUCCAUGGCCGCAUAGCCCGCACCAUGAGCGUGCGCCUAGUUUGGGAGAGCUGCACCAAGAGCUGGAGUAUGAGCAGGAAGGACAGGUGAACCGACUACUCAACAUGAUUCGUUCUCAGCAAGCCCAGAUCAAUACUCUCCAAGCAAACCAGCAGCAGCCCUCUGCUUCCGCCGUCGACGACAGCACCCCAACCUCGGAGCGUUCCAUGUCUAUACCUCCCUCCCUCACACAGUCCACACACAUCUCUCCACCUAUCGUCUCACCCUUGCCAUCCGCUACUCACCCUCGAUCUCGCUCUCCAUUCGGCUUGGGUACCAUCAGUCGCCAGUCAUCAUUUGCCGACCGCUCACGACACAGCAGCCAUGCCGGAUCCCCAGCUCUGCGUCCUAUAUCAGGCCAAGCAGGACCCUACGACCCCCAUGACAUGCUUCCCAGCCCAGCAACUUCGAGAGAUGAGAGUGCUUUCUACCAGGCCGAAACUCAGAACCUAACCCGGGAGAAUCAGAUGCUGAAGCUAAGGAUAAGAGAGCUUGAGCGCCAACUAGCAGACCAAAAUCCCACCAGCCAAGUCACCCACUCCCCCACCGUCCACUCCGGCCUCGCUCCUGCCUCGACUCGCGAAAGUACAGAUCAGGAUAGCGAGGGCGGUCAGCCACCUGCAUCGGCGGAGUAGGAAUUUUCGCUAGACUGUGUUCCACGGGCGUUUGGUUCGGGCGCCUCUCACGACAUUGACGAAUGCUGGCGCAGGAAAAAAUAAGUCAUACUGCAUGGUUACAUGGCGUUCAGGGAUAGUCAUCCAGUACGAGAAAACGAGUCCUUUAACCAGCAAAUUCGCUGGAUGUAGUCAGAAUCGAGGUUCAUUACCUAAUAUCCCG